Molecule: messenger RNA, 1211 nt
Organism: Dipodomys spectabilis (banner-tailed kangaroo rat)
Lineage: Eukaryota; Metazoa; Chordata; Mammalia; Rodentia; Heteromyidae
Gene: Hpcal4
Product: hippocalcin like 4
Exons: 3
Coding region: 19-594 (191 amino acids)
Molecular function (GO): calcium ion binding
Source: RefSeq, a predicted model, not a curated record
CUGUCUCCAGGCCCUGCAAUGGGGAAGACCAAUAGCAAGCUGGCCCCUGAGGUGCUGGAGGACCUGGUUCAGAACACGGAGUUCAGCGAGCAGGAGCUGAAGCAGUGGUAUAAGGGCUUCCUGAAGGACUGCCCCAGCGGCAUCCUCAACCUCGAGGAGUUCCAGCAGCUGUACAUCAAGUUCUUCCCCUACGGCGAUGCCUCCAAGUUUGCCCAGCACGCCUUCCGCACCUUCGACAAGAAUGGAGAUGGCACCAUCGACUUCCGGGAGUUCAUCUGUGCCCUGUCUGUCACCUCCCGGGGCAGCUUCGAGCAGAAGCUUAACUGGGCUUUUGAGAUGUACGACCUGGAUGGGGAUGGGCGCAUCACGCGCCUGGAGAUGCUGGAGAUCAUUGAGGCUAUCUACAAGAUGGUGGGUACCGUGAUCAUGAUGCGCAUGAACCAGGAUGGGCUCACACCCCAGCAGCGUGUGGACAAGAUCUUUAAGAAGAUGGAUCAGGACAAGGAUGACCAGAUUACCCUGGAGGAAUUCAAGGAGGCAGCCAAAAGUGACCCAUCCAUUGUAUUGCUGCUGCAAUGUGACAUGCAGAAGUAGAAGCUGGUGAGGGGCAGGGCCCCUGGCCAGGAGGGGCAUGGUCACUUCCCAACCUGAUGCCCUCUCUGGUUGGCCUUUCCCCAGAAGGAGGGGCACUCCAGCCUCAUUCUCUAGCCCAUCCCCUUCUCUGCCUUACUCCCUACAGUCAAGUUCCAUGAGGGACCACCUCAACCCACAAAAGAGACAGGUCAUCAGCUAGCCUGUCAUCUCGCCCUACCCCUCAAUCUUGACCUCCAAACCAACACCUGUUGGAUAUAGGGGAGUUGGCUUUCGCCCCAAGAAGUAGGGUUAAGGAGGAGAGGGCUAGAGUCUAGGUUUGAAAUGCUCUUGAUCAUGCUUCUGUGGUUCGAUAGGUUCCAGUCAAAGAACCAAAUCCGGUCUGUCCUCUCCUAAGGACUCCGAUCUCUUUUAGGUGGUCUGUGCCCUGCCCCUUCCACUCUACCUGGCCUCUCUGGACCCAGCCUUUGGAGCAAUUAUUCAUUCCUUUCUUCAGCUAAGGAUUUUUGAACACUUGUUUGAUGCCAGGCACCUUCAAGGUGGUAAGAAUAUGGUCGUUUUACAAGCUACAUACUGUGCCUGGUGGAAGUUCAUGGACGUAAUAGGACAACUUCCAGUGG